Ipomoea triloba (trilobed morning glory) is the source of this 867-nucleotide messenger RNA. RefSeq lists its product as uncharacterized. NCBI's taxonomy places the organism in Eukaryota, Viridiplantae, Streptophyta, Magnoliopsida, Solanales, Convolvulaceae. The record is from RefSeq and is a predicted model, not a curated record. The transcript is spliced from 2 exons. Bases 349 to 867 code for a protein of 172 amino acids.
GGAAUGCAAUCUCACAUCAAUUGGACAUCAAUCCGGACCCGGACAAAUUCCGGUGACGUCGAGCGAAGAGUUUUUCCGAUCAGCGGCGUGUCUGGUGUAGCAAUCUCCGAUCUGGUGCGACUAAGUUUAGUUCCAACGACAGCAAGGUUCGGCGGCGACGUGUCUGGGCGGCGAACUCCGGUGACACUAAGAGAUUCUGAGUCGCAGCUGGCAAAUUGGCAUCUAAUUCUGGUCGUCGUUCUUUAAAACCUACACUUUUGCCUUUGGACGACCGCAUUGAUAAAAAAAAAGAAAAAAACCUUACCUUCUGAAAAACCUAGUUUUGAACCAAAAGAAACAACCACAACAAUGGACGCACUUCUUCAACCCCAUCGACCAAACCCUCAACCCAACCCCAAGCUAAUGAAAGACUUUGGUAGGCCCCAAGUAGGAGCUUCACCUUCUUGCAUAGUGCUUACUGAUGCAGCCAGGAACUAUGAGCUAAAGACGGUCCAUUACAACCAGCUGCCGUCUUUUCACGGUUCAGCAAACGAAGAUGCCCUUACCUUUAUCAGGGAUUUCUACGGGAUAGUCCAACACUUCCCGUUGAAUGACUUGACCGAGGAUGCACUAAGGAUGAGGUGUUUCCCAUACACCUUGAAAGAUGUAGCAAAAACAUGGUUCAUGACUCUCACACCUGGAUCCCUUCGGACAUGGCCGGAGGUGUAUAACAAGUUUAUUGGUAAGUUUUAUUCCCAUGCUAAAACUGCUGAAUUGAGAAGAAAAAUUGCGACCUUUUCGCAAGCUGAAGGCGAACCAUUCCAUGAGGCAUGGGAAAGGUUCAACAUGUUGCUCAUUCAAUGCCCCCACCAUGGCUACCCGUUGUAG